Molecule: messenger RNA, 354 nt
Organism: Talaromyces proteolyticus
Lineage: Eukaryota; Fungi; Ascomycota; Eurotiomycetes; Eurotiales; Trichocomaceae
Exons: 2
Source: RefSeq, a predicted model, not a curated record
AUGGCACUAUCAGCCAGUUCUCAUCGCCGCUUUCCGUGCACAUACGCUGAGUGCUUGCAGUCAUUUGACACCUACGAAAAAAGAUCUUUGCACAAGGACAUCGAGCACGAUUAUUGCCUGCGUUGCGACAUCGACUUUGCAAACUUCGAGGCCUUUCUCAAGCACAAGAUUGAGAGUGACGAGCAUAUUGUCUGCCCCUUUUGUGGCGUGCAAUUCGAGAGCCACGAUGGCAGAGAUGCCCACAUUCGUCGCGCCCAUCCCAUCGACCAUCAAAUCCAAUGCCCGUGGAAGAACUGUGACAGGAUCUUCAAGACCGCGAAUACCUAUAUCAACCAUAUCGAAAAGGACCAAUGU